This is a messenger RNA of Moesziomyces antarcticus, 2205 nucleotides long. Its product is annotated as intermembrane space import and assembly protein 40. The transcript has 8 exons. The coding region runs from base 1 to 2205 and encodes 734 amino acids. The record is from RefSeq and is a predicted model, not a curated record. Gene Ontology annotation, cellular component: mitochondrial intermembrane space. Gene Ontology annotation, biological process: protein import into mitochondrial intermembrane space. Gene Ontology annotation, molecular function: protein-disulfide reductase activity. Lineage: Eukaryota; Fungi; Basidiomycota; Ustilaginomycetes; Ustilaginales; Ustilaginaceae.
AUGCUCGUCAAGGCUAAGCGCGGUUACGUGGAGAGAGAGCGCAUCGCAGAUCCAGAAGGCGUUCUCACCUCCCGAUUCGAUCUCAAGCCGGGAAUGCAAAAAAAGGAGGGAGGCGAACGCUCGAGAAGGAAAACGGGCGAGUCGACUGCUGAGCGAGAAAACGAAAAAUCGACUCAGCCGGGCCGAUCCGGAUUGCACAAAGUGCCACAGCAGAGCGCAGUCGGACAGUCGACCUCCACUCUGUGCUCGUCGAGCCAGGAAGAAGACGCAAAGCUGCCAGAAGUGUUCAAAGCAAGCGAGGCGAGUUUGACCCUGGAUCGAUUCCAUCCGUCCCUCCAUCCGACGACACCUACAUCUCGCCACCGCACCUCUACGCUCAACAUGCUUUCCGGUCACACUCUUGUCCGAUCUGCAGGUCGAACCCUGCAGCGCUCUGCACGCAACCUCCGACCCGCCGCGCGCGGUGUUGCCACCGAGGCUUCGGCUGGUCCCUCGCGCUCGUCCGCAUGGUCGAGCCCCACUCUCGGUGCUGCGGCUGCGGCAAUCAGCAUCGGUGCUGCUGUCUACACGCUGCGUCCGUCGCCUAUCCAGUGCGAGCCUCGCAAGGCAUGGUCGGACCGCAUGAAGCCCAAGAAGUCCAAGGGUGAUGCUGCACUCCACGACGACGCCCACGCCCGACACGCGCCUGCUGCUGCCCACGACGAGCACGUCGAACCUGCCGAGGAGACGCCCGUCGCCAUCGAGGUGGCCGUCGAGGAGUCCGAGGAGCAGACGGGUCAGCAGUCCGCAUACGACCCCGAAACCGGCGAGAUCAACUGGGACUGCCCGUGCCUCGGCGGCAUGGCACACGGCCCCUGCGGCGAACAGUUCAAGGCGGCCUUCUCGUGCUUUGUCUACUCCGAGGCGGAGCCCAAGGGAAUCGACUGCGUCGAAAAGUUCAAGGCCAUGCAGGACUGCUUCCGCGAACACCCGGACGUGUACAAGGACGAGAUCGAGGACGAUGAGGCCGCCAACGCCCAGUUCGACAAGGACGAGGCCGAGGCUGCACAGCAGUCGGCACAGACGGACGCCAAGAACGACGACAAGGUUUCUGACGCCAAGGACGCGCAAAAGCACGACAAGGACGACAAACAUCCGCACCCCGUUCAGCUCGAGCUCUUUGCGCUCUCGCUUUUGCUUUGCCACCGAUGCUCGACGCAGCCAUUCAGCGCUGCAUAUCUGUCGCUGAAUCCCUCGACCAGUGGUGCUUCGCUUUCAUAUCCAUGGUUAACCAGCAUCUUAGCGGCGUUCACCGUAAAGUUAGCUGGCAGUUUCUAUCUUGAGCUCCGAUCUCUUGUGUCUCAGCCGCCGCUUCAAGUUUCCGAACCGCAGGUCUGCCCAUCUCCUCCCACCCGGACUUCCGACACUGAAGUCGAGCCACUGCCGGAAUACGAUCAAGUGGAACCGGGACCGCCCGGGUACGAAGAACUCUUCUACCUAGACCGCGAUGCAGAACUCUGGCCUUUGCGAGCCGCCAUGAUCCGCGACGAGCUGCUUGGCAAUGACUCGGUGGCGAGCGACACCGAGCCGCUCUCCGACUCCUCGACCAGCAAGAGCGAAGGCGAAACACAGAGUCGCACCACCAAGACCAUGGACAGCAGCUUCAGCGAGGCCGAUCUGGAGGACAGGCUCAGCUGCUCCGGUAUCGCCCAUUCGCUCCGACACAUUGCGCUCGCUUUCGAUGAGAAGAGUCGAGAGCUUGACAGCCUUCGAGCCAUCCAGCAGCGUCAUGACGAGGAGCUCGCCAUUCUUCAGGACAAACUCAAGACGGCUGAACAAGAGCAAACAGCGCGCACACUGGAGCUGCAGCUCUCGAACUCGUCUCGCGAGGACGUGGAGCGCGAGAUCGACGCACUCAAGCAGAGACUCGAAGAGAAGGACGCGCUGCUCUUCGUCUCGGACCGCGUGCUUCACCGGCUGUUCAACAUGAUCCGCGUGAUCAAGACGCAGGUGGACGAGGCCGAGUCGCUCUCCCCUGCUGUGCGCACCUCCGACGAGGAAGCGGAGAGUGACAUGGAAACAGCCGAAGACUCGGACGAAGACGAGGUGUCGAAGAUCGAAGCCCAGGUUCCGACGCUCAAAAGUCAGGCAGAGGAGGAGAUCGACAAGAUUGUGCGAGACAUCGCAGAGAGGUACGGCAAGACCACCUUGGACGAAGAAGCGUAG